Molecule: messenger RNA, 1542 nt
Organism: Closterium sp. Yama58-4
Lineage: Eukaryota; Viridiplantae; Streptophyta; Zygnematophyceae; Desmidiales; Closteriaceae
Source: the annotation of a GenBank genome assembly
AUGGCGUUAUUCCUGUUGUUCGAGUCGUCGUCAGGCUACGGCCUGUUUGAGGUGAAGGCGCUGGACGAGUUGGCGCAGAGCUCGGACGCCGUGCAGGCGUCCGUGGCGGAUCUGACGCGCUUCAGCCAGGUCGUCAACCUCUCCGCAUUCAAGCCCUUCAGCUCAGCGGCAGACGCGCUUGAGCAAUGCAACGCCGUCUCUGAAGGGCUGCUGACCCCGGAGCUGCAGAGCUUUCUGGAGAUGAAUCUGCCCAAGGCGAAGGGCAAGGCGGGCAAGAAGGGGUCGUACCAGCUGGGCGUGUCGGAGUCGAAGCUCGGCUCCGCCAUUCAGGAGGCGGCGGGCGUGCCGUGCGUCAGCAACGACCUCGUCAUGGAGCUCAUGCGCGGCGUGCGCCUGCACUUCGCGCGGUUCGUGAAGGAGCUGAAGGAGGGCGACGUGGCGAAGGCGGCGCUGGGGUUGGGGCACAGCUACAGCCGCAGCAAGGUGAAGUUCAACGUGAACCGCGUCGACAACAUGAUCAUCCAGGCCAUCUCGCUGCUCGACACGCUCGAUAAAGACGUCAACACCUUCUGCAUGCGCGUCAGGGAGUGGUACUCGUGGCAUUUCCCCGAGCUCGCGCGCAUCGUGACGGACAACUACACGUACGCGCGCGUGGCGCGGCGCGUGAAGGAUAAGGCGACGUUGACGGAGGAGGCAUUAGCGGAGUUGACGGAGAUCAUCGGCGACGAGGACAAGGCGCAGGAGGUGCUCGACGCCGCCAAGGCCAGCAUGGGCCAGGACAUCUCACCAAUCGAUCUGAUCAACAUAGAGGCAUUUGCGUCACGCGUGGUGGCGCUGGUGGAGUACCGGCGGUCGCUGCACUCGUACCUGACGGCGAAGAUGGCGGACGUGGCGCCGAACCUGGCGGCGCUGAUCGGCGAGAUGGUGGGCGCGCGCCUCAUCUCGCACGCGGGCAGCCUCACCAACCUCGCCAAGUACCCCGCCAGCACCGUGCAGAUCCUCGGCGCCGAGAAGGCGCUCUUCAGGGCGCUGAAGACGAAGGGCAACACGCCCAAGUACGGGCUGAUCUUCCACUCGUCGUUCAUCGGGCGCGCGUCCGCCAAGAACAAGGGGCGCAUCAGCCGCUACCUCGCCAACAAGUGCUCCAUGGCCUCACGCAUCGACUGCUUCUCAGAGGCAUCCACGAGUGUGUUUGGGGAGAAGUUGAAGCAGCAGGUGGAGGACCGCCUUGAGUUUUACGACAAGGGAGUGGCGCCCAAGCGCAACCUGGAUGUCAUGAAGGCCGCCAUCUCCGCCGCCAAGGCCCAGGCUCAGGCCGAUGCUGACGUCGGCUCCAAGCGCCCUGCAGAGGGAGAGGCAGCAGCAGGGGGGGCGGCGGAGGGGACACCAAAGAAGAAGAAGAAAAAGGCAGCGGCAGAGGCGGAUGGGGAGACGCCAGGCAGUGGCAAGAAGAGCAAGAAGAAGGCCAAGGAUGCGGCCGCAGGGGAGGCAGCAGCCAGUGCUGAGAAACCAAACAAGAAAAACAAGGCCGCUGCCACAUAG